UUACCUUGUGAGAAGUUAUUAUUGAGAUCUAUUUUCUUUCAAUUAUUUAUCCUAUCUGUAAAUAAAGAUGUGAAUUUUUUUAUUGUCUUUGUGGAUACAACGUGAACAUUUGUCUUCCAGUUAUGAGUAUAUUUUGCUGCACAACUUAUAACUUUUUUUUUUCAGAUACACAAUGUCGGAGGAUAAUGAGAGUUUGUCAAGUGACGAGCAUAAUGAUGGAAAAUUGCGAAAAAUUAAAAAAAUGGCAGUUUCACAAUUUAGCAAUAUAAUGCUUGCCUCAAGUUUUUUGCAAAAUGAUUACUUUUCACGUUAUUUGAACAAAAGGCCCUGCAUGAAAGCAGAUAAAAGUGGAGACAGAUGGGUUCGGGAUUUACUUUGUGGUCAUCCUGUUAGGUUUCAUAACAUAUUUAGGAUGUCCCAAGUUAUAUUUACCGACUUGCUUUGCAAACUAGAAUCGCUUUAUGGAUUAUGUGGUUCGCAUAGAACAACCACUAGAGAAGUUCUUGGAAUAACUUUGUUUAUUUUGAGUCACAAUGAAUCCGUAAGAGCUACCGCAGAAAGAUUUCAGCAUUCUACAGAAACAAUAAGCAGAUAUUUCUCUUUAGGACUUCGAGCAUUGAUUAAUUUAGCAAUGGAUAUUAUUGUACCGGAAGAUAAGGAAUUUCUUGACAUCCCUGUACAUAUUAGAAACGAUACUAGGUACAUGCCAUAUUUUAAGGACUGCAUUGGGGCAAUUGAUGGAACUCAUGUUGAUGCUCGUAUUCCUGUUGAAGAUCAAAUUCCGUAUAUAGGGCGACAUCAUUCACCUACACAAAAUGUGAUGGCAGUCUGUGAUUUUAAUAUGUGUUUUACAUUUGUGGCAGCAGGGUGGGAAGAUUCAGCUCAUGAUGCUCGUAUCUUUAAACAUGUUCUAAGGAGUCCGCAAUACAGUUUUCCUGUACCGCCAUCAGGUAAAUUUUAUUUAGUUGAUGCUGGAUACCCACUACAACGAGGUUUUCUUAAGCCAUAUCCAGAGACGCGAUAUCAUAUACCAGAUUUCCGACGAGGAAUUCGAACUACUACAGGCCAUCGGGAGGUCUUCAAUAGGAGGCAUUCCUCGUUAAGAAGUGUAAUAGAAAGGGCAUUUGGCGUAUGGAAAAAGAAAUGGAGAAUUCUCCGAGAUAUGCCGAACUAUUAUUUCAAAAAACAACGGCUUAUUGUAGUGGCUACAAUGGCACUACAUAACUACAUAAGAAGGCAUCAGUCAAGAAGUGAUCCAGAAUUCGAUGAAUGUGAUGCUGAUGAAAAUUUUGUUCAUUCCGAGGCACGUGAGUUCCGAGUCGAAGAAGAAGUUGAACCCUUAGGAAAUACGAAUUGUUCUGUAGAGUUGGUUGAUGGCGAAGGUGCAAAGGAUAUGGCUGAAGUUAGGGAGGCAAUUGCAAUGCAAUUGUACAGUUGUAACAGGUAUUACAUUAACCUUAAAGUUUAUUUAUUUAUAAAUAUUAUAUAAAUAAAUAUUAGUAAAGAUAGUAUAAAUAUAAAAGUAAAUGAUUGAUGAUGUACUUAAAAUAUGUUUUUUUUUUUUUAUUUCAGGUAUCCUGAUGAAAAUUGAGAUUCAUCAAAUAUGAAUUGCUCCAAAGUAAAGCAUGAGAUGACAAUAGUUUUGUUUUGUUGUUGGUAGAUUUUUUUUUUCAUGUACUUUGACUUAUUUAUUUGACUUUACAUGUAAUGAAUUUAGUGUUUAAAUGAUACAAGUUGUUAGGUUUAAGGAGUGAUUUCUUAAAAUUUAUAUUUUGAAGCAGUAAUAUAUAUCAUGUCGGUAGGCAGUGCUAUGUCUAUUAUAAAUAAAGGA
Dendrobium catenatum is the source of this 1831-nucleotide messenger RNA. RefSeq names its product protein ALP1-like. Lineage: Eukaryota; Viridiplantae; Streptophyta; Magnoliopsida; Asparagales; Orchidaceae. The record is from RefSeq and is a predicted model, not a curated record. The transcript has 2 exons. Bases 173 to 1489 code for a protein of 438 amino acids.